Molecule: messenger RNA, 4618 nt
Organism: Dothidotthia symphoricarpi CBS 119687
Lineage: Eukaryota; Fungi; Ascomycota; Dothideomycetes; Pleosporales; Dothidotthiaceae
Exons: 3
Coding region: 277-4218 (1313 amino acids)
Biological process (GO): silent mating-type cassette heterochromatin formation; regulation of transcription by RNA polymerase II; rDNA heterochromatin formation
Molecular function (GO): zinc ion binding; DNA-binding transcription factor activity, RNA polymerase II-specific
Source: RefSeq, a predicted model, not a curated record
ACGCUAUUUCGCGGUUCCUCCGUGGAUUUUUACGCGUGCUGUUGCCUGUGGAGGUGUUACACGCGACUCGGAUAUUUAAGAACGUGCAAAAUCCCCCUUGAUCGCGUCCAAGUUCGCGUUUCCGUAGCUCGCUUCACGCUCUAUCCAACGCGUCGCGAUGCCGGCCAGCCACCGACGUCCGAUCGCCGUACCGUAGUCACUGCUCAUCCCCCUACCAACCGCGACCUCGCCUAGCACCUCCGCGACACGACGUGCUCACCCGCCCCAUGAGCAGCCAUGUCCACCCCAUGCAGUACCAUGGCGGAGAGUGUAGCCAUGCAGCAAACGACGGCGUCUCCAGCUGCCGUCGAUGAGGAUAAUAUGGGCGACAUUCCGCGAAGACCAAUGCGAGUCAAGGUACUCUACACGUUCGAUGACCAGAACAAGUCAAACUGCCUUGCACGGCUGCCGAACGCUUUGAAUGUCCCGGUGGUGGCUCUUGACGAGAACACACAGGUGGGAGUCAUAGAACUCAAGACGUGCAUACAGGCAAUCGUCGCAGCAAGCCCGGAACUCGUAGCCAGGCUGGGUCACGACUACACCGUUUACGCCUAUGACUUCUCCGAGUACGAGACGCCUCUGGUCGGCCAGGGCAUGCUAUCAUGGAUCCUUGCCUCUGCCUCUACUACUCCAAAUGCCCCUGCCGACGAAUCACAAACCAUGGUCACUGGCCGUGUGUGCAAGAACAUCCUGGGUCUCUUCUCGAAUGGAAUCAAGGAGACGCUGGAGGUUAAGCUCAAGCUAGUGCCUGUCCCGACAUGCAUGCAGAAGGAAUACGUCGAGAACAUGGAGCGCUAUCACAGCCUGAGCCAGCUGAUGCCUGAAAAGUUCGACUACAAUGCGUGGGCCGACUUUCUGAAGGAGAACCCCACUCUUGGUCAACUAGCACAACCGGCUCCAGGAUUCUUCGACACGCCCGCACAACGCUCUUCAUUUGGCGGCGUGGAGCCAUUCCACCAGAUGCUUACCCGCCACAGCCCUUCUCAGGAGCCAAUGCGGAACGAUGCCUUCUUCGACGAAUCAAAUAUGUCAUUCAACUCCCAGCCGACCCGAGCCUCCAGCCCUGCUAUGAGCAGCAUCUCUUUCCACCACUACCAGUAUAACCCAGACUCGCGACCUGCGUCGAGAGCCUCCGUCCGGAGCGAAGCUGGUCCUGUUCCACAACAACACGCACAACAACAUACACAACAUCACACACAACAAUAUCCUCAGCAAUAUCCUCAACCUCACACCCAACAGUUUCCAAAUCAACCCAACUAUGUUAUCGAAGAACAGGAAGAUGGGCCACCAAGGAAGCGAGCGCGCAUUACCCAAGCAAAGAGACCCAAGAAGACUCCCCUACUUACCCAUCACGAGUCGUUGCGUGUGACCGCCAGUACCGCCGCUUCUGUACGACUCCAUAAGCCUCUUACGGCCAGUUCCGCAGCUGCACUUGCCUCCGCUGAGCUGGUACCUCGGGCUCCUACCCCUCGACCGGGGGAUGCAGCUUUCGGUCCGCGUGGACUUCGCCGUCCCCCAGCACCAAGUACUUUGCGACAUGCCUCGAUGGAUGGAGGUCGUCCGUACAUGUCUCCAUACGACACCAGUUCCUUCUCGGAUAAUGCAACGGACUCGGCCGAUGAUGAAAGAGGGGUAAGUCCUGGUGACACACCCACGGAUCUGCCCUCCUCCCCUCCACUAGUCCCAAAACGUACUGUAUCACCUUCUCCGUCAAGUCCAAAUCUGCCGACUCUGCCUCCCCCAACCGAUUCUGGGUUUGUCAGUGACAUGGUGCUGGGUCGUGAAGACGAUGGCAUGGAAUCUGGAAACAAAACAUGGGACGGAAGUGAUCUUCCUACUGCACCAGAAGCAAGAGCCAAGCGGAAGCAGACGAGAUCACAGCAACCUUGGCAGGAAGUCAAUCCAGGGCCAACUGAGCUACUCCCCCAGUCCUAUGUCCCUCGACCGAAACAAUACGUCCCCAGAUCACGUUCGAUGCUACCAAUUACUGAGAGUGUUGAGCAGGAUACGGACAAUGUGCAGAUUGCCAACUCGUAUGCUACGAGAGACGGCGCGCUCGAGUUGUGUGCAUCACGGCAGCAACAGUCGAUCAACGGGGCAUGCACCAAACUGCAUCCUGGUCAAGAUAUGUCACAGCCAGAUGGCUUGAAAGCCGGGUCGCCAGAUACUAUCGUAUCAUAUGUUUCUCCCGCUAGCGAAAAUGAAGUUCAGAUGUACAGCCGCUCCGCGACACCGAAUCUACCUACACAGAAACCGAGAGCAUCGAGAGCGAGAGGGCUCCCAAGAUCACACACUUGGUCUGGUGCGGGCGAGCCUAUGUCAGACGCGCCUAUUUCCGUCGAUGGUAAUCCUCGGAGUGGUGGACACGCUAAGAGAAAGAAACAACUGAAAGAAAAGUUGGAGAAGGCCAUUGCCGCUGGAGAGAUGCCUGAGCAUUGCAACAAUUGUGGGGAAAUCGACACGCCAACUUGGAGAAAAGCCUAUACUCGUGUUGAACUCGGCUCACCCGAUGGAAUCGAACUUUCUACUGAAGCGGCAGGCACUGGUAUCGUUGGUUAUGAGGUUAUCGAGCCCACGGAAGAUAACAUUGCCGAGAAAAAGUACCGUAUCUUCAAAAACAACAUAACACCAGAGGAGAAGACCUGGAAACUAUUUGAGGCGCUCACGCUGUGCAAUCCUUGCGGAUUAUGGCUGAUCAAGAAGAAGGAAAUGCGGCCGCAGAAGCAAUGGAACAAGGCGGCAAAACCUGCCAAACGCAAGCGAAAUCAGACCUCAGCUAGCCGUUCAAAAUCACUAGGGCAGGAUGAUGACUUGGUGUCCGAUGCCGUCGUGCCUCCAUCUGAUGCUAUCGUGCCUGUUGAGCAGGAAACGAUCGUUGCUUCAUUUCAAGGUGCUCUGAAUGAAGAGAUGCUACCACCACCGCAUGUCCAAGAGCGUGCAGAAAGUUUCCAGACGACUGAGAACGAAAUUGGGCUGAAUCACGAAGCGGCACAAGCGGCGUUUCGACGUGCGGUUGAGUCCAGCCCAGCUGGUUUCCGCGGGAGUAAAAACUCUCCAAUUGAUAUCGAUCCCGACCUCACACCCAGACCCACUCGGCGAAUACUUUUCCCAUCGCCCCGUAAAGAUGGCGAGACCAAGUCUUUGGUUGACAAUCAAGUUGUUCCUUCUACAACUUCCAAAGAUGCUCCAAGCCACGUUGCUGACAAGGAUGCUCCAAUAGAAAAGCCCCGCUGUGAACGAUGCAAGAAGAUCAAGAAAGGCUGCGAUCGCGAACGACCCUGCCAACGAUGCAAAGAUGCCGGUAUCGGCCAUGAUGGUUGUAUUCCGUGCGAUGUGCCAAAGGUGGCGUGGUUCAACCUCGACCGAUUACGAUCAUUGCCAAGUGUCGAGCAGGACACUGCUGACAAGGAAAAUUGUCCACCACCACCAGUCGCCCAGGAAGAUCAUGACUUUACUGACCUAUUUGAGGAUCCUGUCUCUCCAAUAAUAACACCAAAGAAGAGUCAGCCUUUCCAAGAUCUCCUCAAGACCCCAACGCCAGGUUCUCGUCGUCGGCCCUUACUGACCCCAAAGCGCGGUGCUGAGAGUGCUGGCCUGCUCUUGACGCCGUCUCGUAAUAUAUUUACACCACGAGGCAGCCGUGCUGCGACAAUGGCACCCGAAACCCCGUUCACUCGUCAGCUCAACGCCCUUCUCAAGUCUGACGGCAUUACGUCGUCUCCGGGUCAAGCCCUUGAUUUCUCCGAAUUUCCUUCUUUCAACACACCUGGUCGUACCGGGACACAUUUUACCGACUUCAUGCCUGACGACUUUCUAUCUAGCGACAUGCCUAUGACGAGUUCACCACCGAGAGCAGGUACUCUCGGCUUAGGCUUCGAUCUGUACGAGGACCCGAAUACAUCGACCAUCGGGCUAUGGAGCGAUGCGAACAUAUUUGGUAGCGAUCUCUUGAUGUCAGGUUUUGACGACGGACACCAGCGUAUGGAACUGGUUGAGGGUCCAGACACCACCGCCCUUCUUAAGAUGAAUGUGGGUGGCAUCACUGUUGACUUUGCGUCAAUGAUCGAAGAUGUCGUUGGCGUCGUGAAUAAUGAUGCGGAUAUGGAGGAGAUACGCAAGAGCACUGAGGUUGAAAGCCAAAGCCUGGCGAAGACACCUGAGACUCCUGUAACAGAGUAGCUUUCAAGACUCCAUUGGAUAACGACGGCCUUGACAUGACGAUUCGACAUUUGCAUAUUACGGAAGGCGUUCGGCGAUUUGUAUAUGCAUGAGCGGCAUUACGCAAUGAGAGGAUGAAGCAUGAUUCUAUUGUAUAUAAACGGUUUGAAGUGGUGGCUUUUUGGAAUAUCACGACGCCAAUUGGCAUUCGAGUAUGAGCACUAUGAUUCGCCUGUAGCAGGGCUCUGAAGACAGCCAAUACAAUCAAUCGUCUCUUCAUCUUUUGAUGCAUGACUUCUUCUAUCUCAGCCAUGCUUUGUUUCACACGACUAGUUGAAUAGUGGUGUUCUCGAUACAGCUCGUCACAUGCUUGACGCGUUAUCCACGAAACGCGCUAGCACCCCACAAACGCGAGUCCAAC